Molecule: messenger RNA, 1939 nt
Organism: Vitis riparia (riverbank grape)
Lineage: Eukaryota; Viridiplantae; Streptophyta; Magnoliopsida; Vitales; Vitaceae
Product: protochlorophyllide-dependent translocon component 52, chloroplastic
Exons: 7
Coding region: 190-1791 (533 amino acids)
Molecular function (GO): 2 iron, 2 sulfur cluster binding; chlorophyllide a oxygenase activity
Source: RefSeq, a predicted model, not a curated record
UUUGGAGCCACAGAAAACAAUUACAACCCAUGAAGCAAGAAUUCACUGGCCAAAUUCCUCACACAUACAUCAGUUUCUUUAAUUUCAAGCCACAUGCACCGCCGUUCAUCCACACUACUGUGAUUGUCUGCAACUGAUUAUCUAUUUAUUUUCUCUGUGUUGGAAUUUUGAACUUUGAGGGAGGCAGCCAUGGAAGCUCUGAGGCCUUGUUGUAUUGUCCCAGCAAGGCUUCCUACAGCCUCAUAUGAGAAACCCAUGUUGCAUCUUCCAUUUAGAUCGGUACCCACUUCGAUUUUCCCACCGAUUCGUCAAUGUACUGCAAGAUCCAGGGUUGUCACGGCUGUUUCGUCCACUGUUUCGACUGAACCCGUGAACCCAGUUGAGCCAGAGGUCCAGAGUCACAGCCAGGAAGAGAAGUUCAAUUGGCUGUUGCAGUGGUAUCCUGUUAUGCCUGUGUGUGACCUUGACAAGAGGAUUCCACAUGCCAAGAAGGUGAUCGGUCUUGAUGUGGUGGUGUGGUGGGACAGGAAUGAAAAUGCUUGGAAGGUGUUUGAUGACAUGUGUCCUCAUAGGCUGGCUCCACUGUCUGAAGGGAGGAUUGAUCAGUGGGGCAGGUUGCAGUGUGUCUACCAUGGUUGGUGUUUCAAUGGCUCAGGUGACUGCAAAUUCAUUCCACAGGCCCCACCAGAUGGUCCUCCGGUUCACACAUUCAAGAAAGCAUGUGUAUCUGUUUAUCCAAGUACUGUGCAGAAUGACAUUGUCUGGUUUUGGCCAAAUACGGAUCCUCGAUACAAAGACAUUCUUAUGAAGAACAAGCCUCCCUACAUCCCAGAAUUGGAUGACCCCUCAUAUACCAGGUUAAUGGGUAACAGAGAUAUUCCAUACGGGUACGAGGUUCUGAUUGAAAAUCUAAUGGACCCUGCUCAUGUUCCCUAUGCACAUUAUGGAAUAAUGAAAGUGCCAUCCCAGAAAAAAACAGUUAAGGCUGACAGAGAAGGGGGCAGACCGUUGGAAAUGAAAAUACAGAAAUUAGAUCGCAGUGGUUUCAUUGGAAAGCAAGAGGGGGGUACUAGCAAAUUCAUACCACCUUGUGUGUUUUAUUUUUCUAGCGAUCUUUUCAUAGAUAAAACUAAUGGCUCUGCAUCAUCAGUGGAAACCAAAAAGGAGGUGCAACGAAGGAUGCUUCUGAUUUUUAUUUGCAUUCCAGUUAGUCCGGGUAAUAGCAGACUGAUAUGGACCUUUCCAAGAAAUUUUGGAGUUUGGAUUGACCGAGUGGUUCCCCGAUGGAUGUUUCAUGUGGGACAGAACCUCAUUCUAGAUUCCGACUUGUAUCUUCUUCAUGUGGAGGAGCGCAAGAUAAUGGAUAUUGGCCCUUCCAACUGGCAAAAAGCUUGUUUUGUGCCAACAAAGUCAGAUGCCUGUGUGGUUGGCUUCAGAAAGUGGUUAAACAAGUAUGCAGGGGGUCAAGUUGACUGGGGAACCAAGUUCAGUGGAGCUCUUCCCCCAACUCCUCCUAAAGAGCAGCUAAUGGACAGGUACUGGUCUCAUGUGGUGAACUGCAGCAGUUGCAGAGUGGCAAUCAAAGGUCUGAAUGCGCUCGAGGUUGUCUUACAAGUCAUCUCAGUUGCUUCAAUUGGGAUCGUUGCUGCAACUAAGCAAAGCCUGAUGUCGGUUGCUGCUAGAACUGCCUUGGUCUCCAUGGCAGUCAUAUGCUUUGCUGCUUCAAGGUGGUUGUCUCACUUCAUCUACAAAAUCUUCCACUUCCAUGACUACAACCAUGCUCUUAGAUGAAACCGGUACUUUCUAUUGUGUAGCUUUUGAACCCCCAAGUUCUGGGUUUGCAUAGAUAGGGCUUCUUUCCAUAUACAUGUACAGGAUAGUUAUAUUCAGCCAGCAGAGUAAGAAUGAACAAGUUGCUAAGUUUUCAAUGGUUCUUCUA